Molecule: messenger RNA, 1334 nt
Organism: Suillus paluster
Lineage: Eukaryota; Fungi; Basidiomycota; Agaricomycetes; Boletales; Suillaceae
Product: kinase-like domain-containing protein
Exons: 9
Coding region: 162-1268 (368 amino acids)
Biological process (GO): protein phosphorylation
Molecular function (GO): ATP binding; protein kinase activity
Source: RefSeq, a predicted model, not a curated record
UCUAAAUCUUAUUCUUAGAGUUCUGUUGAACCGGUAUCUCAAGAAUUUGCAAGUCAACAUGCUAAUCAGCACUCUACCAAAUCCAGGACCUGUCGUCUGGCAUAAAAGAUGAAGUAAGGACUUGUGUUGCCCUCAUCUUCUCCCUGCCCUGUUGCUUCGUGAUGUCAGAACAGAAGGCCGAGUCACCAGUUAGCCCAACUCGUGGGUGGUCCACAACCUUAUUUUGGGAGGCGGUUCGUCGGAUUCUGCCCUCCAAGCCUCCCGAGAAUGGCUGUCCGUUGGAGUCCGGUCCACAUACCCUAGAUCAACCUCGCAUGGACAUCAUACAUCACCUGGCGGCAUCAGAGCCGGUUACAAGCCACGAAACCGAUAAACCAAUUGUCCUACUCGUCAUAGAUGGUCUUCCUGACCUAAGUGGUCAGAUCAAGAACAAGGGUGCCUUCGCUGACAGCAAUGGCGGAUUCAGUGAUGUAUGGAAAUGUAUCUGGGUCAACGAUAACAAGCAGGUCGCUGUGAAAGCAAUCAGGAUUCAGGGCGAUGUCAAAGACAGAGAGAAGAAGAGCAGGCGUCUAUGCAGCGAGGCAAAAAUAUGGGCGGCCCUCAAGGAUGUACACAUUUUACCGCUCCUUGGACUUACAUGGGGGUUUGGUCCUCUUCCAGCCCUAGUUUGUCCGUGGGUUGAGCAUGGCCCACUCAAUGUUUACCUGGAAUUGAAUAAAGAUCUCUCUCUGGCGCAGAGAUUCCACAUUCUCCAAGGAUUGGUAUCAGCAGUCUCAUACCUUCAUUCGCAAGAGGUCAUACACGGCGACAUCACAGGGUCGAACAUACUUAUUGACGGACGGGGAGAGCCCUUUUUAUCGGAUUUUGGCCUCUCAGUCUUGGAUGUGGAGCUCACUGGACAAUCGUACUUCACAUCCUGCAAGCCAGGGAAUGUACGAUGGGCUGCACCAGAAUUACUGAUUCCCCUGCCAGACGGAUCUUCGUGCCGUGCGUGUAUAAAGAGCGAUAUUUAUUCUGUGGGUUGUGUAAUACUGCAGGUACUUUCCGGCCGCGUGCCCUACGACACCUGGACCGAUUUUAUGGUCAUCAGUGAGAAGUUUAAGGGCGAGGAACCUCUGCGACAUCCCGAACCUCCUAUUGAUGACCGCCAUUGGCAAUUCAUGAGACGCUGCUGGCGUCAGAAGCAAGAACGAACUGUGACAGUGAAGGACGUAGCUGAAUUCAUCAAAAAAGAGUUGGACGAUGCACGGAACCUUGGCAAGCUAUAAAGUAGUUACAUUGGAUACUAUUUUUGAUCCUGUAUUCGAGUUUCUAUCAAGCGCUGAGUUAUUAGG